CUCUGGCUCCACUCCUUGGGUCUUGCUGCGUCUGCCUGCACCCUGUUAUCGGGCGCCUUUGCAUUCCGUAUUCCUUAGUGAGGCUUCCAUUCAGCUUCACGACUUUCUGACGGACAGAUUAACUGUUUUGGUUCUCUGUGAAACAACAUGGACAACACUCGCUGGUAUGCAGAUUUGAGAAAAUGUCGUCGCUGUGGCACGAGUAAGAAGCAAACCCUUGCCUGUUCGAGGUGCAAAUCAGUCUACUACUGCUCUAAGGAGCACCAGAUUGAAGACUGGAAAAGUCACCGUGACUCUUGUGGCUAUUAUAAAGUGUGUCGAGAACCCUCCAAACCGACAUGUCUUGUUGCAACGAGAAAAAUUCCAAAAGGGACCACAAUUUUCAAAUCAGAGGCCAUAGCUAUUGGACCAACUGGCCUAGAGCCUGCAUGUCUAGGCUGUUUACGGCCAAUGAUUUAUGACGUCAUGUCCUAUCAGUGUGAGGGAUGCGGCUGGCCCAUUGAUGUGCAAUGCCAAAAAUCACCUUUGCAUCAAUUAGAGUGCAGUGUAUUACAAAAUGCGGGCUUCAAAUUUGAUAAGGAAGCUUUUUUAAAGAAAGGAGGAGUGUGGAAGGACUCCUCUGUCUGGCGUGCAGACUUUAGAUUUAUUGGAUUUAGUAUGUUGGUGCUGAGGGUACUUCUUUCAAAUAGAAUGCCAAAGCUGCUGGAAUUGGAUGCUCCAGACAACCACAACGUCAGCCUUCAUGCUGAACGCAGUCGAGCAUUGUUAGAAGGAGUUUCCUUAUUUAUAAGGAAUCAUCUCAAACUUCAACAAUAUGACCAUGACACUAUAUGCACUAUAACCAAGGUGUUACAGCAAGCACUAGUUCCUGUUACAGUCUUGGAUGACUGUUUCAGCCUCAAUGAGCCAAGAUGUGGAUAUGGAGCCCAUGAUUCGGACGUUUAUUACAUGCAGCACUCUUGCUAUCCUAAUAUACACAUGUUAGAAACUUCAGCAGAGCCAACAAUUACAUAUGCUAUAGCAAAUGUUGACAUAGAGCCUGGAGAUAAACUGACAGUAAAUAAAUUUUGUUGUAACUUAAUGGUCUCAACCUGGACAAGACAACUGAAUUAUGUAUCGCUCACUCAGAACCCAUGUACUUGUGAACGAUGUAUGGAUCCAACAGAACUGGGCCUGCACCUUGGUUCUGUGACUUGCAAGAAAUGCUUUGCUAUGACAACUCCAAACACCAAAGAUUGGGGAAAAUGCAAUAAAUGUGGAUACUCAAUGACACCUGGUGAUGUGGGCCCAAUUGCUUUUGAGUUCACGAAGAGCUUUGCUGCUUGUAAGGAACCAAAUGACUUUGUAAAAUUGAUUGAUACAUACAGUGGGCCUGAAGACCUGUUUCACCCCAAUCAUGGCCUCAUACUUUCGGCAAAAGAGGCAUAUUGUCAGUCAAUUCACACGAAUUCCUUGAAUAAAGGUGCUGCUUUUGAAUUGGGUUCUAGAGACCGGGAUCAGUUCUAUAACUACACAAAAGAUUUGACAGCUGUAAGUGCCAAAUUGAAAAUGGCUCAAAGGGAAGAUCUGUUGUACAUUCGCUGGCUGGAAGUCCAUUCCAGAUAUAUCAUUCGCCAGUGGUUUGUAGGUAAUAUUACAAAUGUAGAAGCUCAGGAUUUAAUCAAACUAUUAAUGGUGGAAUACAGGGAAAAGGGAUUGGCAAAACCAGCUCACCGCUUCACCGAGCUACUACAUCGGAAUAUGACUAUAGAGAUCCAUAAUCAUCUCGUUAGACUGCAAAUUGCGGAAAGAGACAAAGAAGAUUAGGGAGCCCAACCAUUCCAUUUCAAGCUCAUGCUAGUUGCAGUUGAUAAGUUGCCUUUGUAUAUCGUAAGUCCAUAAGGUUUAAUUGAUAAUGUUGUGAUUCUGUGAAAAUAUACUGCAUUUGUGGCUGCAAAUGAGUUGGGAAUCGGAGUAACAAAAUAAUAAAUCAGUUAAAACAGUUUUUUUUUAUUUCUGUGGAUAAACAAUGUUUGUUUUCCCAAAACAAUGUAUUGUCUUUUAUAGUAUCUUAUGGGAAAAGAGUAGGGCAUAGGAGUACAUUUUAGACAGCUUUCACUUACAUGUACAUACAAAGCAUAACAUUAGGGACGUCAAUUUUAUCUCACAAGUAUUAGUGUAAUGUGAGGCAAGAACUGGAACAAAUGGAAUGUCAAUAACUAUUUUGUGAACCCUUAUUCAGAAAGCGUGCUUGAAUUAUUGUACAGUGCCCACAGAGCUCCAGCCCAGGGACUUAUUGUACUGCUCUUUUAUUGUUCUGAACAACAUUAAAUUUUCUACUUAAAGUAA
Molecule: messenger RNA, 2328 nt
Organism: Thrips palmi
Lineage: Eukaryota; Metazoa; Arthropoda; Insecta; Thysanoptera; Thripidae
Exons: 8
Coding region: 148-1806 (552 amino acids)
Source: RefSeq, a predicted model, not a curated record